Molecule: messenger RNA, 1341 nt
Organism: Haliotis rufescens (red abalone)
Lineage: Eukaryota; Metazoa; Mollusca; Gastropoda; Lepetellida; Haliotidae
Product: zinc finger CCCH domain-containing protein 13-like
Exons: 2
Coding region: 1-1341 (446 amino acids)
Source: RefSeq, a predicted model, not a curated record
AUGGCACGUGGUGUACAUGUUGGUGUCUCGGUGCGCGGGUCGCAGGAUUUCACGCUGUAUGUCAAGGACUACCAUAACUCACUAGAUGUCAAGGACUCCCGUAACUCGCAAGAUGUCAAGGACUACCAUAACUCACUAGAUGUCAAGGACUACCAUAACUCACUAGAUGUCAAGGACUACCAUAACUCACUAGAUGUCAAGGACUACCAUAACUCACAAUAUGUCAAGGACUAUCGUAACUCACUAGAUGUCAAGGACUCCCGUAACUCACUAGAUGUCAAGGACUACCGUAACUCACUAGAUGUCAAGGACUACCGUAACUCAAAAUAUGUCAAGGACUACCAUAACUCACUAAACGUCAAGGACUAUCGUAACUCACUAGAUGUCAAGGACUAUCGUAACACACUAGAUGUCAAGGACUACCAUAACUCACAAGAUGUCAAGGACUACCAUAACUCACUAGAUGUCAAGGACUACCAUAACUCACUAGAUGUCAAGGACUAUCGUAACUCACAAGAUGUCAAGGACUCCCGUAACUCACUAGAUGUCAAGGACUCCCAUAACUCACUAGAUGUCAAGGACUCCCAUAACUCACUAGAUGUCAAGGACUAUCGUAACUCACUAGAUGUCAAGGACUAUCGUAACUCACUAGAUGUCAAGGACUCCCGUAACUCACUAGAUGUCAAGGACUACCGUAACUCACUAGAUGUCAAGGACUAUCGUAACUCACUAGAUGUCAAGGACUAUCGUAACUCACUAGAUGUCAAGGACUACCGUAACUCACUAGAUGUCAAGGACUCCCAUAACUCACUAGAUGUCAAGGACUAUCGUAACUCACUAGAUGUUAAGGACUACCGAAACUCACUAGAUGUCAAGGACUACCGUAACUCACUAGAUGUCAAGGACUAUCGUAACUCACUAGAUGUCAAGGACUAUCGUAACUCACUUGAUGUCAAGGACUAUCGUAACUCACUAGAUGUCAAGGACUACCGUAACUCACUAGAUGUCAAGGACUACCGUAACUCACUAGAUGUCAAGGACUACCGUAACUCACUAGAUGUCAAGGACUACCGUAACUCACUAGAUGUCAAGGACUCCCGUAACUCACUAGAUGUCAAGGACUCCCGUAACUCACUAGAUGUCAAGGACUACCAUAACUCACUAGAUGUCAAGGACUCCCAUAACUCACAAGAUGUCAAGGACUAUCGUAACUCACUAGAAGUCAAGGACUCCCACAACUCACAAGAUGUCAAGGACUCCCGUAACUCACAAGAUGUCAAGGACUAUCGUAACUCACUAGAUGUCAAGGACUACCAUAACUCACAAUAUGUCAAGGAGUAA